This is a messenger RNA of Pezoporus occidentalis (night parrot), 7949 nucleotides long. RefSeq lists its product as uncharacterized. The coding region runs from base 861 to 7886 and encodes 2341 amino acids. The transcript has 39 exons. Lineage: Eukaryota; Metazoa; Chordata; Aves; Psittaciformes; Psittacidae. The record is from RefSeq and is a predicted model, not a curated record.
CUUCUGUUAUAUGACCUGUAGGGGAGUACAACAGGCUCAAAUAACUUCCAUGAAUAUUUUACACCACUACAUUACCAUGUUUUAACUUUCACUUACCAUCAAAUAUUCAGUGGCUGAAAGGAAAACUCUCCUUAUGCAUGUUUGUUACUUACCCGCAUUUGGCAAAUCAAGCUAGUUGGUGCGAUAGAGAAAUGGCCUUCUGCCUCUUCAUUUUCUCUAUUUUUUCAAGCUUGCCUUGUGGCAAUGGGAAACUACAACUUCAAAAUGAUGACUGUCAAAGUGGACUUUAUUGCAACGAAAGAGAAGAGAAUAUGCCAAUUUGUCCAGCAGGUAUUUGUAGAUAACUUAGCAGAGAUUAUUAGCUUCUUUAGAAUGCUUCUCAGUCAUAUACUGCUCAAUAAAAAUGCAGUCAGACUUUUAUUUUGUUGAAUGCUACAGGAGAUCUUAGAUAAUAACUUGGCUUGCUGAAAUUCCUAUUAUAAAAGGUAAGUAAGCUUAAACAACAAGAACAGAGCAUGCAGUGUAAUGAGAUUUACACAUCAGAAGACUUCCUUUCUGUGCUGCAUAGUAAAACAAUAAUGAAAUGGACGAAUGUUUUUGUCGAAGCAGGAUUCAUUUAACUGAUUUAAGUGGUUUAUGAUGACAUAAAUAAGCUACAAUAUUUAAACUAGAAAGAUGCAAACAAUACAGCUGCAUUAUAGAAGAAAAUUUGAUGAGCAUUUCUGUUGUUGUUCAAAGGCUUUUUCUGCCCUGAAGGAAGCAUUACACCAGUUCCAUGUCCGCCUGGAACUUUUCGUUCAGAAAGAGCAGCACUGGUAUCGCACAGCUGCUUGCCAUGCCCAGUGGAUUUCUUCAAUCCCAUGCCCGGCCAAAAUACAUGUCUUCCAUGUGGCUCAGAGGCAAUGCAGCCUGCAGAAGGGCAAGAGACAUGCAUCUGUCUUGGGAAAGGCCAGGUGUUUCAGCCCCGCGAUGCUCACUGCACAUGCCCUCCAGGUUAUUGGAGGUCCUUAAAUGAUGGAAGACACUGUGUCAGACAAGCUUAUGAUAUUUGUCGAGAUUCAGCUUCGCGAAAUCAGGAAGGACAGUGUUUAACCAAGGAAGGAUGGGUUCAUUAUUGCUCAGAGAAGGUUUGCACUGUCCCCAGAGAUUAUCAAGGAUAUGAUAAGGUUCUUGGCCUCUGCAUUUGUCAAACUGACAGUCUGGAGAGUGUGUGUAACUCUCAGUGCAGAAGACAACAAAGAGAUAUUCUGCAGGUCGCCUGUACAGACAAAAAUGCUCAGCUUUUUGUCACUUAUAGAAAUGGGAGCAAGAUUGCUGUUUUCUUAGAAGAAUUAAGAAGAGUUCUACUGAGACCAUAUUUCUCUUUAAAAGACACCUGCACUUCAGAACAAAGCAAAUAUACCCAUCCAGCAUUCAUUGUGAAAAUGAGUGGAAAAGGAUUUUUAGGGGUGUAUGAUCCUGACCCACAACUAUUCCACAACUUCAUGCUAAAUGAGGCUUCAUCACAUAACAAGGAUCGGCCUUCUUCAGCAAUAGAUUCAGUUAUGUCUCGCCAUGAAGAACAUUCCUGGGUACAAAGCCUGAAACCCUCAAACUCCACAUCAAAAAUCAUAUUUACUGGCAUCUUAAAUCCCAUCACAUGCAUUAAUGUUAAUGUUACUAUCAUAUUCAUUGUCUCCAAGGAGCAUUACCCUGUUUAUGAUGUAAACAACCUGUACAACACGAAUGCUGAAUUUGACUGGGGAGACCUUCGAAGCCUCAGAGAGGAAGUUAGAGAAGCCCAACAAUUCCUCUUCUUCCUUUUCCAGUUCCAGCAUCCUGGUACCUAUGUGCUACAGCUGAGUAGCAAUCGGCACAAAAAAAUGUACAUUAGGGUCAUGCCGCUUGGAGGACAGUGCUAUGAAGAGGGGCCAUUCUUCCCUACAACACCCAGAUAUGCUGUACAGGUGGGCAUUGCAAAAAACCAAGACCUCCUACUGAAACCUGACUGGACAGCAGUUACUGCAGUGAUCACAGGACUUCUCGUACUGCUUAUUGCCUCUGUGGUAUUGACACUUCUUUGUCAGGGACUUAGCUGGCCACAGAAAGGCACUACCCGCCCUCCAUAUCGAAGGCAGCAGCUGAAGUAUAAUCUGGACAGCUAUUCCUCCAAUGUAUCAACAGUCUUUUCCAUUAAAAAAUGUCACCCCUUGCUGCAGAACAAAGGUAGUAUGGAUGAUGACUCUCGCAGCACUGAUGGAACAGCUGGCUUCCUGAAGAGGGGUGAUGUUUGGGAGUCUGAAGAACAGAUAGACCUUGAGUCAUUUAAUACCGAUGUUUUCUUUGAGCUUUUGCUGAGACAAUCACUAUCUGUCACAACCAAACUGGGCCAUUUCAAAGAUGAGGUAAAAACUAUCUAUCGCAAGCUCACAAGUGAAAUAUCUUCACUGAAAAACCUUUGGAUAAAGACACUGAGUACCCCAGAAGUGAUGGAAGUUUAUGAGAGCACAAUGACAGAAGCCUACUUAAAAGCAAAACAGCAGGCAGAAGAAGAGAUGCAGCAAAGGAAGCGGUUGGCUGCUGAAUACGAGGAAAAUGUAAAUCAACAGAUACACUUAUUACAGCAUGAUCUGAAAGGUCAGGAAGAGCAUUGCAUCAUGUUCAAUUCUGCCUUGCGAGAGGUGGUGAGACUGGCAGAGAUGCUGACAAAUAAGGUGGCUUGUAAAGGAAACCAAACAACAAGGUCUCAGCCAGACUAUUCAAGCCUAUUAACCCAGAUAGAGGUUGCAAGCAGCAAGAUGUCAAGCAUAAUAACAAAAGAGAGUCACCGCCUCAAAGCAUGGGGCGUGCUGGGUGAUGGAAUGGGAGCCCACCUUCUUAACAAAUCUAAAACCAGGAUACUUACCAAGCAGGAGCUAGUGGGCUCAAAUGGCACUGCUGGAGCACCUGAUGUUGUUUGCAUGGAUCCCAUCACUGGACUGUUAAAUCCCUACCCACACUGCACCAUGCUGCUGACUGGGCAGUGCCCUGGGCCAGUACCUAGUGAUUGUUUUCUGCAUCCUGAGACUGGAAAGGUACUUUAUGUAGCUGGCAACAUUGGUUAUGAUCCCAUCAUAUCCAGGCUGGUCUGUGUUGUUGAUUCUGCUUCAGGUAAGCGUCAGAAGGCUGAAGUGCCCAUAUUCCCUUACAUUCCUUACCCGGUUUGUCCCAACACUGGCCUACCUGUGAAGACAAAACUUCCAGUCCUGUGUUCUGAAAAUCUGUUUGCUAUGGGAGGACUGAUGUUAGAUCCAGUGACGGAAAUAGAAGUUCCAGUGCUUGGAGUUACGAUUCAUCCUCACACUGGGCAAAAGCUGGCUGUUGGUGGGACGUACCUUAACCCCCUCACUGGCAUGUUGACACCUCUGGAGAUCGGGGGGCCGAUGGCUGAGCCAAAGGGAGGCAAGAUUGUUCCAAUACUCGGAGUCGGUUUGGAUAGUAACACUGGAGAAGUUAUACCUCUAGGUGGGCUGGUGGGUCCUUCUGGAAACAUAAUGCUGCUUGGAGAUGCCUUCACCGAACCUCUGAGUGGGAAAACCACCCGGGUACACGGAGCUCACCUUCGGCAAGAUGAGGUGCGGCCCCACAGUGGAAGUUACCAAGCAGUGCUGGAAGCUGACUGGCUGGUAUCACAAAGUCAUGUGGUGAAUGCUAUAGAACAGUUUAAGGCAUCAGUUGUGGAAGAUACCUGUCUGGUAGCAGACAGAUUAGCAGCACUAAAGGCUUCAGUAGAAGAUAUGAAGAAGUCUUUCACUACUAAGUUUUAUCAUGCAAUACAUAGCUUGCGAAGCCUGGAGAAAAAACUGCAAAUAGCUUCAAGUCUCAAGAGUAAUGGUGGUAAACUGGGUAUGAUCAAAUAUCCUAGCACAGAGAUGUGGAUCCCUGCAGUGUUUGGAAUGAAAAUCCCAGAUCCUGGUGGGUCUGGUUUGAUGGUGCCAAUUCUGGGAAUAGACUGUGACUGGAAUACUAGGCAGCCUUUUCCACUUGCAGGAACCAUGGAAGAUAGAAAUGGAAAAGGCCUUGUCCCUAUCACUAUUGGUGCCAGAACCAUAAGUCCAGUUACAGGUGAAACUGGGCCUGUUAUAGGUGCCCAAACCAACCCCUGGACACACAAUAUAAUUCCUACUGUUCAGUCUCUUGGAGCUUUACCAAGAAGAGCUGCAGAUCCAGAUCUGCUGGACUUUCUAGAAAAGGAAAUAAACUCAAGGCAUAUAUACUGGCAUUGCAGGAGAAAAAAGGAAGAAGGGCUUCUUAAGAGGCUUAACUCACUGUUUUUUCAUGUCCUUGAUGCUGCAAAAGAGGGAAAAGCACAGAAGGUGAAAUACAAGGAAAAAGUGAAAGGCAUUGAGGAAAUAUGCCAUUUUCUCAAAGAGUCCUCUCUGCAGGAAGUUGAGAGACGAACUUCAAAAUACUUUAGUAGCCAGCUGGCUACUGAACUAUCCUUGCUAUUCAAAGCUGACAGAGAUGAAAAAGAACAGGAAAUACAGGUUCUGCUGGAGAUCAGAAAAGCACUGGAAAAGCUGAUGGAGUUUGCUGAAAAGAUGCAACUAGAAGAAGAACGAAUAUACAUGCAGCUGAUAGAGAGAGAAAAGCAAAGGAUCCACAUCUCAAGUACUGAGACAGUAACAAACCUGAAGCUCAGAAAGGCCAUACUUGCUCUAGCCUCUGAAUCUCAGCAACAUAUACUGAAACAACAAGCUAGUGUGGAGAUUGCAUACACCAAACUGGAAUACUUGAGGGACUUGUCAAAUAUCCAAAUGCAGCAGACAAAGGUGCUUUUCUCUGGGUCGCAACAGUGUUUUGAAAACUAUCAGACAACCAGAUUUUAUGGCAUUUGUGGGAUCUCACACAAUACACAUGAGGUCAUCCAACAAAACCUGAUCCCGCUACUCAAGUCUACUGUUCGGAUGCUGGAGGAAAACAGCAAAAGCAGUAUAUCACCUGAGACAUCAGGCUACUCAUCAACCACUUUAAAAGCAUCUGGUGCUCAUUCAGAGGCAUUAAGGGCUGAAACAAGUCAGGAAACUGCUUCAGUUUCCAUAGCCUCACCUGCUCUGCCCACUUCACUUUCAGAAAGGACCAGUCACGUACAAGAAAUCCAGACAAGGUUUUUCUUUGAGAAGCAUGCUUGUGAACUGGCACAUAUGGAACUGUCCUUACUGACAGAAGAAAUAAACACUAUCUUUGCCUUUUAUGAAUUAUCCAAGGCUGAGGAAAAGGAAUACCAUACAGGAAGUUGGGGGAUGAGGACCAGUAAAGGAACAGAAGCAACCAGCACAAAGGACUCGCUUCUGAAAGAACUGUCAGAACACCACCACCACACUGAACAAAGCCUCCGUCAGAAACAACUGGAAGAAAUCAAGCAUUCAGGUCUCAGCCCAAACUUAGUAUUGCCCAAACAGACCCUGCAUUUCCUGGAAGAAAUUCCGCAUCAGUUCUCAUUUUGUCUUCUUGGUUUACAAAUCCCAGAUUCUAACUUCACUGAGCAUCAAAAACUACAUUCCUGGGAAGUCAAGCAUUCACCAGACUCUCUAACUCAAAUACUACAAGUUUCAGCAGCAAAGAUAGUAAAGCUGGAAGCUCUGAGGCAAACAUGUCUGUACAGAGUCCUGGAUGUCUACAGCAGCCUUCAGAUUCUGACUUGUCCAGAAGGUGUGUUGAGGAUCCUGAACAGUUUUGGCUACAAAAAUAAUGGUGAAGAAGCAGCCCGAGAGGUUGCUCAUAGUAUAGAGAAACAGCAAGUAGCGAGAGCAGUGGCUUUUCUCCAGAGGCAUCAUCAGGAAGGGGAUUUGCUUAAAGGUUUAAAGGAAGAGUCAGAAGCUGAACUGAGAAACAUGCAGGCACAAUUCAGACUGGAACUUCAAGCACAAACAGAAGAAAAGAUGCAAGCCAAAGAAAUGCAAGUGAUCCAGGAGACAGAAGGAGAGAAGUUAGGCAAUCUCAUGGCAUACUUCAUCCUAUCUCAGAGACACCUGCGGCAAACAGUCGUUCUGCUACAAGAUUGUUACAAGCUCAAGAAAAUUGCCUUGAGGUCCCAAAAGGAGGGCACAGGCCUGGAACAGCUUGUUGUAGAAGAGUUAUCGAUUAGUGAUGACACCAGGGACAUUUCAUAUCUCCUGAAGGACAACACAGAGUAUAUAUUUUUAGUGCUGGAAUUUAUACAAACUGUAAGGUUGUUACAACUGAGAGAGACACAGUUUAAGGAAAUAGUCAGAAAUCUAAAAGGCUGCAUGCAGGACAAGUUUCUGAAUGAAGCUAACAUCAUAGCCAAUGAACUGAAAGAAUUCAGACAGCAGAAAAUGAGAAGGCUGGAGGAACAGCUGAAACUCUUCCUGGGAAGUAAAAGAACAAAGAUGACUAUUUCAAGUCAUUUUGAUCCAUUGCAGAACCUGAUGAAAGAAUGCACUGAAAUGAAAGCUUUCUUUGGAAAGGAUUUUCACCCAGAUUUACAGAGGUUGAGAAUGAAACCAAAAGAGGCAAAAAAAGAAAAAGAGACUCAGCAAAGCAACAGCCCUCUCUCAUCCAUCACCAACUCUUACUCGGUCCCAGGGAUACAUCACAAGGCAGAUGACCAGCUCCUAUUGUUCUUGACUAAGAAUAUCAAGGUGCUGAAGCAGGCAGAACACCUGAUGGCAUCCAGGAUCAUUCUUCUGAAUCCACAGCUCACACCACCUUCUCUGUAUGGUGCUGAUAAAACAAAGUGUAUAAAAUCCUCUUUUCUUCUUGGUCUUCUGAAAGAUGUGAACGAUGAGCUCCAAAGUCAUGCAGUGGCAGCUGGGCUGUUAGAAAGCCAAAGGCUGGACAAAAAAAAAGCAAGUACUUAUCAAGGUAUACAGGAUGCAUUAACGACUCAAGAAGAACUAACAGUAGUUGAUCCUGCAACCCUUUCUCCAAGAGAGUUUGUCAUCUAUCAAUACGGCAUCUCCAUCCUACGGUUUCUCAGAUUGCACAUUGAUGCUCCAGAAAUUAACCUGUGUCUUGCCUCCAGCAUACCUCUUAGUAAUGUCACCGGCAAUGCCUUCAGAAACUCGUUCUUUUAUCAGCAUUCAAAGCACAAGCUGUUCAUUUUAAAGGAUUGCCUGAGUUCUGUAGGAAGUUUCCUUCUCCUCCUUGUGCACUGCUUAGCUCAUAUCACUGCUGCUGACUUCAACCAUGACACCAACCCACUCUUUCUGAGGCUUUUUCAUCAGGCACUAAAGGCUUGUCUUACUGAAACAUUCUCUCUGAGGCUCCAGCUGUCAGCAGCUCGCCAGGGUGAUAAAUGUUAUGGAAUAAAUGAGCUGUUGCUAAAGAAAGAACCAUUCUCCAAGGAGGAAGUAAGACUCAUCUCCCAACUCUUUGAGGUCAAAGUGAAAAGCCUCACAGACAUGGAAGCCUUUGAGCAGGUAAUAAGAAAUAUCAUGAGACCUGGUCUUGUUGAAAGUUCACCUUCCCUAAGAAAUCAAAUAAAGGCUUGUAAAAGUAACACUGAUCUGCUUUCUUUACUUCUGUGCUUAUUGCAUAACACAAAGAACAACAUCUCACUCCAGAGAGAAUUUGAGGAACCAGUAAAUGACAAGUUGCUUGUGAAGAAAAAAGAGCAUUUCCUUCAUACCUCAAGCAGCCAUGAAAAGGGCAGGUCUGGAUGGAGGACACGCUUUGAAGAGGAAACACAUACUUACUUGUCCACAUCAGAACUUGAGGAUAAAGUGGAUGUGUUAACUGAGGAGCUGGUGCGUAUCAUAGAGGAUGAACACCAGUUUUUAAAGAGUAAAGGCAAUGAAGACUUGCUUCUUUACUACCUUGAAAUAACUGGUUUGGAGAAAGACUGUUUGGUAAAACAAAUAAAUGCAUUAGAAGAGAAAUUAGACCUAGGCAGAAAGUUGUAGUGGUACACAAGAGAACACUCAGUGGUUUGGUUCUAACUCGGUCCUCUGAAUCUGUCCUCGGGC